AUGAUGAUUGCAAAAUUUUAUUUAGAUGAUACUGAUAAACAACAAGAAGAUGAUGGGAAAAGUCGUAUAACUGUAUCAAAACAAUUUAAAGAUAAAGUUGUUAAACCAAUAUUAAAAAGACAUUUUCGUCGUGAUGAAUUUCUUGGACGAAUUAAUGAAAUGGUUUAUUUUUUACCAUUUUCAAAAAGUGAAAUAAAUAAAUUACUUCUAAAAGAACUAGAAUUUUGGAAAAAACGAGCUAAAGAACAACAUAAUAUUGAUAUUAUUUGGGAUCGUAAAGCUCUUGAUUGUUUAGCUGAUGGGUAUGAUAUUAAUUAUGGAGCUCGAUCACUUAAACAUGAGAUUGAACGAUCUGUUGUUAAUCAAUUAGCUGCUGCACAUGAACAAGGUUUAAUUGAAAGUGGUAAUCAAAUAUUAUUAACAGCUCAAGAAAAUCUUUUUCAUACACCAUUUUCAAAUGGAUCAAAAUCAGAAUCAAUUAGCCGAUCAGUUAAAUUACAAAAAGUUGAAACAACAGGUGGACGAAGUUUAAUAAGUGGUCUUUUUAAUAGUACAAAUAAUAAUAAUAAUCAAACAACAAAUGUAACUUAUACCGAUAUUAAACCUGAAGAUCAUCUUAAAACAUAUCAAUUUUAA
Rotaria sp. Silwood2 is the source of this 636-nucleotide messenger RNA. The record is from the annotation of a GenBank genome assembly. Lineage: Eukaryota; Metazoa; Rotifera; Eurotatoria; Philodinida; Philodinidae.